Messenger RNA from Photinus pyralis (common eastern firefly), 1553 nucleotides. Its product is annotated as putative nuclease HARBI1. The transcript is spliced from 2 exons. Lineage: Eukaryota; Metazoa; Arthropoda; Insecta; Coleoptera; Lampyridae. Bases 374 to 1141 code for a protein of 255 amino acids. The record is from RefSeq and is a predicted model, not a curated record.
AAUAACCCCAAUGUUUGUGGUUCUUAUGCCGGUCAUACGGAGGCAGUGUUACCAACCUUCUAUUUUUUAUUGAAUAUAAUUUGUUGAAGUCUCCCUGUCGGGGUAACAUGAGACAGUAGGCGCUUUCCAAUGACCUGCAUAGCGCGCUUCCGGAGUGCUCCGUAACUGCUCGAUUAACUUUUUGUGUGUUCCUUUGCACAGAAGCGCCACACUCUUGAACCGCACAUUUUGCAUUCCCCUGCCCCCUCAAACACAUGCAAAUUUUUAGAACAGUUCAAAAGUUUUACGCACUUUUAGGUUAGGAUUUUAAUAACAUUUGUUGCAAUGGAUAUGUUGGUGAUGGUAAGUACCGAAAAAUAUACUUCCUACUUGUAUGAACUCAAAUGAUUUAUUGCAGGAUCUGUUGACGGGUACCUUAUCUGAAACUGAUGCAUCAGAUUCCUCAGAUGAAGAUGACCAAUUUAUAAAGGAACCCCCAACCAAGAUUACUCGCAUUGAAAAUUUUGUUGAAGAAACAGUACCACAAUACAGUGAUGCAGUGUUUCAAGAACAUUUUAGAAUGUGCCGGAGAGUGGUGGAUUUUAUUAUAGGAUACUUUGCACAAAGUGCAUAUAAAGCUGCAAGCAUUGGUGGCCGUGACAAAGUAUCGAAUGAGAAAGCAAUAUUGUUAUCGUUAUGGUACCUUGCCAAUACAGAAACAUUUCGACAGGUUGCGGAUCGUUUCAAUGUGUCUUUAAGUUCAGCACAUAGGUGUUUGGUGCGUGUAAUUACUUUUCUGACAUCCAUUAAGCAUGAAUAUAUAGUAUGGCCUUGUAAGAACGAAGCGAAACAUAUUGGUGAAGAAUUUGAGAAAAAGCAGGGAAUCAAAAAUGUUAUUGGGGCAAUUGACGGCUGUCACAUUCGAAUAAAUAAACCCAAACUCAAUCAAGAUUCGUAUGUUAACCGAAAAGGUUACCAUAGUAUUUUGCUUCAAGGUGUAGUUAAUAACAGAAAAAUGUUUAUAGAUGUAUAUUGUGGAGAACCUGGGUCUUUGCAUGAUGCCAGAUUGUUGCGUAAAUCAACAUUAUAUGCAAAGGCUGCAGAAAAUGAAGACAUAUUUUAUAAUGUUUUUGUUGGGAGACUCGGCAUAUCCAUGUCUUAAUUGGAUUGUCCCACCGUUUAAAGAUAAUGGCAACUUAACUGUACAGCAGAAAAGAUUUAAUUAUAAACAUUCCAGCACUAGAAUUUGUGUAGAAAAUGCAUUUGGCUUGUUGAAGGGAAGAUUUCGCAGGUUGACACAUUUUGAGAAUUUAGAUAUGCAUCUAAUUGUUAAAUGCAUCAUGGCAUGUUGUGUUCUUCACAACCUUUGUCUUAAGGAAGGCGACGAUUGUGAGAUAACGGAAGUCAAUAUUUCUGAAGAUGUGUCUAAUGAUCCUCAAAGGCAAGAUAAUUUACCAGUCAACAACAGAAGAGAGCAAGUAUUUCUUUUAUUGAGAGAUCAAAUGUAAAUAUUUUUAUUUGUUACUCAGUUGUAAACGUUGAUUAACAAGACAAAACGCAAACGGGUAAACGUC